AUGCCAUUUUCUGCGCUUGUGAGGUGUGCUGUGCUGCUAAUUGUCCUCUGCAUACGAGGAGGAGCGUGCGGUGGGAGUAAAAAGGAUCCAGAAGAGCUUAGGAGGCUGUUUGGCAAGUUUACCGAUAAGCUCAUACACACGAAGAAUUUUGAAGGCAGAUUUGAUCACACAUCAAUCCAUGAGAUACCAGAGAACAUAACUGUAGGCGCACUCAUGGUGUGCUCAAUGAUCAUUGGGUACUGCAUAGGCAUAUACAUAGAGAAGAUACAGUACUAUGCUGUGUACAUAAAGAGAACGUUCACUAAAGAGCUUAUACAGCUGUUUAAGGCUUCUUCUCGGCUAGAGCUAAAACACAGCGCAGCCGUUACAAUUCCCAGGUGA
Nematocida minor is the source of this 381-nucleotide messenger RNA. RefSeq lists its product as uncharacterized. The transcript has a single exon. The record is from RefSeq and is a predicted model, not a curated record. Lineage: Eukaryota; Fungi; Microsporidia. Bases 1 to 381 code for a protein of 126 amino acids.